Octopus bimaculoides (California two-spot octopus) is the source of this 3272-nucleotide messenger RNA. RefSeq names its product sorting nexin-20. Lineage: Eukaryota; Metazoa; Mollusca; Cephalopoda; Octopoda; Octopodidae. Gene Ontology annotation, biological process: protein transport. Gene Ontology annotation, cellular component: early endosome membrane. The record is from RefSeq and is a predicted model, not a curated record. Gene Ontology annotation, molecular function: protein binding; phosphatidylinositol phosphate binding.
AGAGCUGGCAUUUUUUAUCACAAUGUGGAGGUUUGGUGGUAUCUUUAUCCCUAUUGUUUAUCAGGUAUUUAGCAGCUAUCUUCUGUUCCUGGACAACAAAGGCAUAUCCUUCUAAGUGGAAUGUAAUGUAACGAUUAUAAGUCCAGGAGAGGCUACUCUUCCUGUCAAUGUUGUCCUGUAGCUCAUGUUUUUGUAUAGAUUUAUUGGUACAUAGCUUAAUGCACCUAUGAUAGUUACUAAUGAGAAUUCAUAGUCAGGGUACAAGAGCUGUAAGCUCUGCAUUAACUCAUCAUAAAUGUUUUCUUGUUCCUGGACUUUUGAUUGUACAUUCACAUCCGCGGGGCAGCUGACCUCUACAACAGUGCAUGACUUUUAUUCCCUGUCCCAUUGAACAUCAGGUCUAUUAUGUUUGCACCGAAUUGCUGUUUUUAUUGGAGUGUUCCAUCUGUAUUCCUUGUUUUAAAGGAGUGAAUACCUACAGGUUCUGACAUGCUUUUGAUGUAUAGGUCAGCGCAAACUUGCAGAUAACGUUGUAAAUAGUCUUUGUAAAUGUACGUACGUAUGUACAGACAGACAGAUAGAUAGAUAGAUAUACAGACAAACAGAAACAGAUGCAGAUCAAGAAAGAGGCACGGAGGUGAGGGAGAAUAGUAGAAUUGCCAUUGAGAGUUGUAAAGAAUAGUGUUGAAAUACUUAACGAAGAACAACAAGGCGUUCGUUCAGCCAGUCGGGAUGAAGUCGGAAAUCUUCAUUUUACGGUGAUGCGUAUUAUUACUACAAUUAUUAUUCGUCGUCUUCACAUGCACAGAUGGCUUCUCUUUUAAGGAAAUCAUUUAUCAACCAGUAUCUAGAUAAGGAAACUAAUAAAUCCGAUUCAGAGAGGAGCAACAGCUUCAUUGCGGCUACAGAUGCUGAUAGUGCUACAGGAAGAUGUUUACCGCAACACUCGCCGUUUCGCUCUCAUCUUGCGCCAACAAUAUCAAUACCAACUUCAUCACCGACUCAAACAUCGCCAGUGCUGACCCCAAAUGACAACCAUCAAAUGCGUUGGCAUUGGUCACCCAACAGCCCCUGUCAAACAGUGAAUGAACCAUUAUUCAUGUCCGACCAAGAGGAACUAGCGUCCCUUGCAGACGAAAUGGAUGAUGAUAACUUCGCGAACCUGGGGACUUUGUCAUUUUCAGAAGAUGAAGAAGCUCGAAAUUCUGCCACUGAUAUCGUCAAGACAGAACCAGCAUCUUAUCCAGAUCGAGUACCAUUUGAUGGGCAAUAUUAUGGAAAUGAGCGAGUCAAUUUUGAAGUGACUUCAGCUGAUAAAGUCAAACAGGGACGUUCCUCAUUUGUGAUGUACACAGUGCUAAUCAGCAAGAACUCUGGGAUUGAUAAAAUGCCAACCAUGAUAGAGAAACGUUACUCUGAUUUUGCAAAGCUUCACCACAGGUUGAAAAAGAAGAUUCCCCAUAAGAUGGAAGACAUUUUCUUCCCUAAAAAACUUCUAACAGGUAACUUCACUAGUGAGACAAUUGCUCGUCGUAGCAGAGCAUUCGAACAGUAUCUCACUCACAUUUUCUCUAUUUCUGAAAUACGAUAUUCAGAAGAAUUUGCUAAUUUUUUCUACCUAAAAGAACUGCAGACUGCCUAUAGCCUAAUAAAUGACCAUAAAUACUCUCAAGCAAUUCCUUUGAUGGAAAAGUAUCUUCCCAUCCAAGAGAAGGUACAUUCAGAUGUUCACCCAGAUGUCAUGCUGACCUUAUGUGCAAUAGCUGCUUGUUACCAUCAACUGGACCGACCUUAUAUGGCUCAUCGGUAUGCAGAGACAGCACUCAACUGCAUGCAAAACUUUGACAUUGUAGACAAUACCAUCUAUGUUGCUCUUCUACAGCUCUCCAUUCGGGUGUGCUGGACUUUAGGUAAAGACAAAAGGAAUAUGGAAGCACAACUUCAGAAUCUCCACAAACAGGGUGUUGUUACAGAAAACACUUGCUCUUUAAUGGACAUAGUCAAAUCACGAAUUAGGAAAAGCUACUAGAAAAGAAAAAUAUCAAAUUAAGUAUAGAUUAAUUAAAUUUCCCCUUUAAAAUUUUAUGCAGGAAAAUGAUUUGAUUUUAAAUUUAAUUUAGCUUUGCUUUUUAAGCAUUGAAGCCCCAAAUGAAAAGAUCUAACCAGCUUGCUCUAUACAAGUAUGUUCACUUAUAAAAAAGAAACAUUAAAAUAUAGAAUGCAACUGAGUCAUUCAAAACACCUGAAGAAAAAUGUGAACAAUAAUACACAAAUAAAAAAAAAUAAAGUAAGUAAAUAAUACUGUUUGAAUUUUGUUUCCUUAGCUGAGCUGGUUGUGCAAGUUGUCUAUAGAGGAAGGAGCAGCAGAUCCCUUCUACUGACUUAGCUGUGACUCAAUGAAUUACUUACUAGACUUACACAAAUACAAACCCUACUGCUGCCAAUGUAUUGUGAACAUUAGUGUACACAGUACUUUCCAUGCCUUAAAAAAAAAUUCAUGCAAAAACCAAGUUUUUGUAAAUAAAUAAAAAACAGCACUCCAUUUCAGAAUUUUUUUGUUUAUAAUCUAGCCAGAGAAACUGGUGGUGAUGGUGGUGGGGAGGGUGUCUUCUGAUCAGAGACCUGAUCAAAUGUUUUCAACAGACUAGACUCCAGGUCGUUUACCAAAUUUAAUUAAAAAAGCAUUAGUUGACCCAAAGCUAUGAUAGAAGACAUUUGCUCAAGGUACUGUGCAGCGGGAUUGCAUUGAAACCAUACAACUGCAGAGUGACUAUAAUCACACAAUCAUAUCUACUUCCUAUAUAGUGAAAUGUAAGAGAUUUGUUUGGCUAGUUGAUUGGAGUUUUAUUUAUUAUUUUCUUUUUACCAGCAAUGUUGAAACAUGCAAAUUUGAAGAUGGUGAAGGUGAAAAAUUGUUAGCCUGCUCACUGAAGGGUCAAUAAUUAAUACCCUGUCACUGUACUGUGUAUGUGUUGCUUGUAGACUCAGUAAUAAGUCACUGUAGAUAAAGAAAGUUCAGCACACCACAGGUAUGAGGAUAGUCUUGUAGUGAUGGGUUAAUAAAAAAAAAGUUAAAAUUAAAAUUUAAAAAAAAAAUGUGGGAAAACCUGCCUGUCUAGCUAAAGCGAAAUGUGUCUCAACUGCUUAAUAUUUGCCUGGGAGAAAAAGGAGAUGCAAAAAAGGAGGAAAAUCCAAAUAAAUCUGGGAUAAACAGCAGUAUGUUGCAAAUAUUCUGGUAAAUGGUGUAAAAUUAAAUAAAAGGUCUCAUGUAA